AUGCUUGACUAUAAAGCAUCAUCUGAUGAUUUAUCCUUCUCAUCAACUGUAUUUUCUGCUCCACAGAAAGAUGAUAUUCCAUCUGACGAUGAAUCUGCAAAAGUUUUACAAGAUCUAAAUAACAUAAAAAUCUGUUAUCCUGAAAAACUUAAUAAGCAUCAUGAUUUUUUCAAAUGCAUAAUAGAUAUGAUUCAAAAUAACAAAUCCCGCGUUGAUUCGUCAAUAUAUAUUAAUUUUGAUUUGCUUUCGGACCUGAUUGCAAUCUUGGAAUCAGAAGAAUGUAUUAAUCGUUCUGAAGUUCUCGAAAUCAUUUAUAGUCUAUCAAAGUUAGACAAAGUCAUCGAAUUUCUUAAUGAUCAAGAUAUAAUCAACCUCCUAUAUACAAUUGCAUUAAGAAAAGAUGAUUUGCAAAAAGACAACUAUAUUGCGAUUAGGAUCCUCACAAGAUUACUUCCUCAUGUUGAAAACAAUGAAGUAUAUUUAACAGAUCACCCAAUCGAUUAA
Molecule: messenger RNA, 504 nt
Organism: Trichomonas vaginalis G3
Lineage: Eukaryota; Parabasalia; Trichomonadida; Trichomonadidae
Exons: 1
Coding region: 1-504 (167 amino acids)
Source: RefSeq, a predicted model, not a curated record